Messenger RNA from Phlebotomus argentipes, 954 nucleotides. Its product is annotated as NFU1 iron-sulfur cluster scaffold homolog, mitochondrial-like. Gene Ontology annotation, cellular component: mitochondrion. NCBI's taxonomy places the organism in Eukaryota, Metazoa, Arthropoda, Insecta, Diptera, Psychodidae. Gene Ontology annotation, biological process: iron-sulfur cluster assembly. Gene Ontology annotation, molecular function: iron-sulfur cluster binding; iron ion binding. The transcript is spliced from 2 exons. The record is from RefSeq and is a predicted model, not a curated record. Bases 143 to 919 code for a protein of 258 amino acids.
UGCUCCUCAGUAAUUACAACCAUAUUUUUACAGAAAAUACAAGUUUUCCGCUGAAGAAAACUUCCAUCAGCGCGGCAGCCGGCGGCAAAGUGGUGAUUAUGAGAAUUUCACCUCAGUGGUGAGUAAAUCGUUACGACGGAAAAUGCAAAGGAAUCUCGUGCAGGGCCUGAAGCUGCUCUCCGUGGGCGCCAGGAGUGCCCCGCGAUACUUCUCCACCGUGACCAGAUGGCAGAAUCCCCGGCGCCUCCUCGCCAGUCGCGAAAAAGUACACUUCGCAGCGAUUCGGGGGAUGUUUAUUCAGACGCAAGAGACUCCAAAUCCGGACAGCCUGAAAUUCCUCCCGGGACGUGAUGUUCUGGGCACCGGCAACACCAUGGACUUCCCUACGAUGGGCAGCGCCACUGGGAGUCCGCUGGCGAAGCUGUUAUUCCGCGUGGAGGGCGUGAAGUCGGUGUUCUUUGGCGGAGACUUCAUCACCAUCUCCAAGGCCGAGGACGCUGAGUGGGGCAUCCUGAAGGCCGAGCUGUUUGCUGUGAUAAUGGACUUCUUCGCCAGCGGCCUGCCCAUCCUCACGGGCGCGAAGCCCAACAGCGAGACACAGAUCAACGAGGAUGACGACGAGACUGUGAUGAUGAUAAAGGAGCUGCUGGACACACGAAUCCGCCCGACGGUGCAGGAGGACGGCGGAGACAUCAUAUUCAUGGGCUACAAGGAUGGCGUGGUGCAGCUGAAGAUGCAGGGCUCGUGCUCCUCCUGUCCCAGCUCCAUCGUGACACUGAAGAACGGCGUGCAGAACAUGUUGCAGUUCUACAUCCCGGAGGUCGUGGCGGUGGAGCAGGUGACGGAGCCCUCGGACGAGGUGGCGGAGAAGGUGUUUGACUCCCUGGAGAAGCAUCUGAAGGUCAAGGAGAAGGACUGAGACUGUGUGGUUGGCAAUAGAGAUUUGGCUAUUUA